Phycomyces blakesleeanus NRRL 1555(-) is the source of this 1884-nucleotide messenger RNA. RefSeq lists its product as hypothetical. The coding region runs from base 36 to 1589 and encodes 517 amino acids. The transcript is spliced from 7 exons. Lineage: Eukaryota; Fungi; Mucoromycota; Mucoromycetes; Mucorales; Phycomycetaceae. Gene Ontology annotation, molecular function: propionyl-CoA carboxylase activity. The record is from RefSeq and is a predicted model, not a curated record.
CAGAAACCUCAGAAUGGAAGGAUAUUUUGGAAGAAAUGUCAAGACGAAAGAUAGGAAAUAGUGUGCCAGAUGUCGGUGAUAGAGGAUACAUUCGUCAAAAGACGGCUGGAAAACUGUGGGUGCGUGAACGUGUGGAUGGAUUUACGGACAAGGGCAGCUUUAGAGAGAUUGGAAGCUUUGCCGGAAAGACCAAAUACAACAAGGAUGGGUCGAUCGAGUCUUUUAGCCCUGGCAACUUUAUUGCCGGAAAGGCAACCGCAAAUGGACGUAGUGUGAUUGUGGGAGCAGACGAUUUUUCGAUUCGUGGAGGUCAUGCAGAUGGUGCCAUUUGGGGAAAGUCAUUAUAUGCCGAACAAAUGGCAAGAAAAUUAAAGAUUCCAAUGGUUCGUUUGAUUGAUGGUAGUAGCGGAGGAGGUUCUGUGACACUUAUUCUGGAUAUGGGCGCAACCUAUUUACCACCCUUGAUUGGCAUGCACGACAUGAUUGCCAGUCUGUCAGAGAUUCCUGUUGUAGCUGCAGCGCUUGGACCAGCUGUUGGACUUGGAGCCGCUAGGGCUACAUUGACUCACUUUUCUGUGGUUUCUGAGGAUAUCGGAUCUCUGUUUGCUGCCGGUCCUCCGAUUGUUGCCAAUGCAACAUACGAAGAGGUCACAAAGGAAACCCUGGGUGGUGCCUUGAUCCACACGUCCAAUGGAACGUUUGACAAUCUGGCCUCGACUGAACAAGAAUGCUUUGACCAGAUCCGCCAGUUCCUGGGAUACUUGCCCUCGAAUACCUUUGAAUUGCCUCCUAAACACAACUCUGAAGAUCCCGUUGACCGUCGGGAUGAUCAAUUGCUGUCGAUUAUUCCCAGGCGUCGUCAGAGAAUGUACCAAAUCAGAGACAUCCUGACCAAGGUAAUAGACUCCCAAAGCUGGUUCGAAAUCGGUUCUCGGUGGGGAGAUGGUGCCGUGUGUGGGCUGGCCCGGAUUGGUGGAUACAGUGUGGGUAUCAUUUCGUUUGACUGUACUGUGAAUGGAAGUGUGAUUACGGCCGCCAGUUGUCAAAAGUUCAGGCGCCACAUCGAUCUUUGCGACACGUUUGGAAUUCCGAUCCUAAACUUUGCUGAUUAUGCUGGAUUUGCGGUUGGUACAAAGGCAGAACGAGAAGCAACCAUUCGACAUGGGUCAACUCUCACAGCUGCCUUGUACCAGUGUGAUGUGCCUUACUUUAGUAUUGUUUUACGCAAGGUGUUUGGAGUUGCGGGUGCUGCAUUUGUAGACAAUCGGGUACCAAAUAUGCGAGUUGGCUGGCCAAGUGGUGACUGGGGAAGUCUUCCGCUUGAAGGUGGAAUCAAUGCUGCUUAUCGUCGAGAACUGGAGGCAGCAGGAGAAAACAGACAGCAGUUGUAUGAAUCUAUCCUGGCCAAAUUCGAGGCAGUUCGGUCACCGUUGAGAACAGCCGAGUUGUUUGACAUGCCAGAAAUCAUUGAUCCCCGCGACACGAGGCCCCUGGUGUGUGAGUGGGUCUCGAUGGUGUAUGACCAUAUUCUUCCUCAUCGGCUGGAGAAAGUCAAGAUUAACGGGCCCCGGGUGCUGUAUAGACCUUAGAGGAGGGAUCAAUUUUUUUUAUUAUAUAUAUAGAAAAAGAGGGGCAUAGAGCAAAAUGUUGAUUUUUUUUUUCUUUUGGGCAAGUGUUACCACGUGCUUUUACGUUUGAUGCUUGGUUUUGUUUUUAUUUGCUUGUUUUAUUUUAUUCUCUCAUUCACUUGCAUACUACACCUCUUGUAAGUGUUAUAUUUUAUUUGAUUUGAUUUUAAUUUCACAUUUACACUUGCAAUCACACUACAUAAGCAGGGGUCACAAUAUAUAUAUAAUUAAAAUACAUACAAAUUUAAUUAACAGC